AGUUCUCUCUCUCUCUCUCUCUCUCUCUCUCUCUCUCUCUCUCUCUCUCUCUCUCUCUCUCUCUCUCUCCGUUUGCUCUACAAGUCGCCGCCGUCAACCUCCACGGGGCCGACCACUACGCAACUUCUCUCGCUGCCGCCGCUCUAUAUUCCAGUUUCUCUUUGUGAAGGGUUCUGAAUACGCUACUGGCCAUCGCAUAAAGUUUUCAGGUUUUGAAUUGUUAGAGGCUAGGCUAUAGAGAGAAAUGCAGCACCAUCAUAGGCUUCUCAUACUGUAUGCAACUCAAACCGGCAAUGCAUUGGAUGCUGCUGAACGUCUUGCUCGUGAAGCCGAACGAAGAUCCUGCCCCAACAAACUUCUUUCUCUUCAUGAUUAUGAUCCUAGUCUAUUACCUCAGGAAGAGGCUGUCAUUUUUGUGGUUUCUACCACAGGCCAGGGUGACGCCCCUGAUUCCAUGAAGAUCUUUUGGAGGUUUCUUCUUCAAAGAAAUCUCAGCAACCAAUGGCUAAAAGGGGUUCAUUACACUGUCUUCGGUUUGGGUGAUUCUGGUUAUCAGAAGUACAAUUUUGUUGCAAAGAAGCUGGACAAAAGAUUAAUGGACCUUGGAGGAACAACUAUUGUAGAAAGAGGCUUGGGAGAUGAUCAACAUCCUUCAGGCUAUGAAGGUACUCUUGAUCCUUGGAUAUCUUCUCUAUGGAGAAUGUUAAACAUGAUCAAACCAGAACUAUUACCAAAUGGCCCAGAUGUUGUAAUUCAAGAUACAGUGUUGAUUGACCGACCUAAAGUCCAAAUCUCAUAUCACAAUAUUGAAAAUAUCGAGUCGCGGUUUUCAAGUGCAUCAGAUUUAACGAGUCAUGAUAUUCUUCGGCGUGCUCGUUCAAUGCAUCCUGGAAAUUCUUCUUCUGACAGAAGUGGGCAUCCUGACUGCUUUCUUAAGAUGGUGAAGAAUCUUCCUUUAACCAGACCAAACUUCGGAAAAGAUGUUCGUCAUUUUGAAUUUGAAUUUGUUUCAGAUGUUGUUCAGUAUGACACUGGUGAUGUUCUUGAAAUUCUACCUGGUCAAGAUUCAGCCGCAGUUGAUGCUUUUAUACAACGUUGUAAUUUGGAUCCUGAUUCACUCAUCACCGUGAGUCCCAGAGAAAUGGAUAGUUGCAAUGGACAUGGCUCUAGAAUGCCUGUAAAAUUAAAAACUUUUGUGGAAUUGACUAUGGAUGUUGCUUCUGCUUCCCCUCGGCGGUAUUUCUUUGAGGUUAUGAGCUUUUUUGCAACAGCUGAACAUGAGAAAGAAAGACUUAAGGAUUUCGCUUCGCCAGAAGGAAGAGAUGACCUAUACCAAUACAACCAGAAGGAGAGAAGAACAGUUCUUGAGGUGCUUGAGGAUUUUCCUUCUGUACAAAUGCCAUUUGAGUGGUUAAUUCAAUUGGUUCCUCUACUGAAAACAAGAGCAUUUUCCAUAUCAUCGUCUCAAUCAGCUCACCCUAAUCAAGUACACUUGACUGUGAAUGUUGUGUCCUGGACAACACCAUACAAGAGGAAAAAGAAAGGACUAUGCUCCUCGUGGCUAGCUACAUUAGAUCCUUGCGAUGCCGUGAGUAUUCCUGCCUGGUUCCAAAAAGGUUCUCUUCCAACACCAUCACCCUCACUUCCCCUCAUACUUGUUGGACCAGGAACAGGAUGUGCGCCUUUUCGCGGAUUUAUAGAGGAAAGGGCCUUGCAAAGUAAAACUAGUUACACUGCUCCAGUUAUAUUUUUCUUUGGCUGUUGGAAUGAAGAUGGUGACUUUUUAUACAAGGACUUCUGGCUGAAUCAUUCACAGAAGAAUGGUGUGCUUUCAGAAGCAAAGGGUGGUGGUUUCUAUGUUGCUUUCUCUAGAGACCAACCUGAGAAAAUUUAUGUUCAGCAUAAGAUGAGGGAACACAGUGAAAGGGUUUGGAACCUAUUAGCCGAGGGAGCCGCUGUUUAUAUAGCAGGUUCAUCAACUAAUAUGCCUACGGAUGUAACUUCAGCUUUUGAGGAGAUUGUUUCAAAAGAAAAUGAUGUUUCAAAGGAAGAUGCAGCUAGGUUGAUUAGGGCAUUAGAAAGAUCUGGUAAAUAUCACAUUGAAGCAUGGUCUUGAUGACACUUGACAGUUUUGCAGGCGUCAAAAAGCAGAUUGUAUCCCUACAGCCAGCCUCACAUUGCAACCAGAUUUUGAGGAAUUUUCUCGAGAUUAAUCUAACGAUCUACAGCCAGCUCCAUCGUAAAAGCGGUUUUAGAUGAUAUGGGUUUCUCAAGGAGGUACUAAUAAUACAGUUUUUUAUGUCCAAUUUUUCUUAUUAAGAUUAUUAUUACAUUUGAUUUAAGGAAGUGAUCUUUAUUAUUUCAUUUAUACAUUGUAAAUACUUAACUGGUUUGUGAAUACUGAAUAGUAGUAGUAUUUCGCACACAUUUUGCCAACAGUGAUAUUAGAUUUUGGGUAAUUAUGAAUAUUUCUU
Molecule: messenger RNA, 2474 nt
Organism: Vicia villosa (hairy vetch)
Lineage: Eukaryota; Viridiplantae; Streptophyta; Magnoliopsida; Fabales; Fabaceae
Product: NADPH-dependent diflavin oxidoreductase 1-like
Exons: 13
Coding region: 245-2116 (623 amino acids)
Cellular component (GO): cytosol
Molecular function (GO): FMN binding; NADPH-hemoprotein reductase activity; flavin adenine dinucleotide binding
Source: RefSeq, a predicted model, not a curated record